Diaporthe amygdali is the source of this 1419-nucleotide messenger RNA. RefSeq lists its product as uncharacterized. The transcript is spliced from 4 exons. The record is from RefSeq and is a predicted model, not a curated record. The coding region runs from base 1 to 1419 and encodes 472 amino acids. Lineage: Eukaryota; Fungi; Ascomycota; Sordariomycetes; Diaporthales; Diaporthaceae.
AUGGCGGCACCAAUACCCGAGUUCAAAGAUGAUUUCAUGCGUCUGGCGGUAUCGCCAAACUCCGACGGAGCAGUAAUUCCAUCAACCCUUCCCGCGGCAGCCAUGCCGGCACCACUACCCGAGUUCAAAGAUGAUUUCAUGCGUCUGACGGUAUCUCCAAACUCCGACGGAGCAGUAAUUCCACCAACACUUCCCGCGACAGCCAUGCCGGCAUCAAUACCCGAGUUCCCAGAUGAUUACACUUGUCUACAGGCAAUGGAACACGCCGAUACAAAAUUAUUUGAUCAGUGGGAGGGCAUAAUGAGAAACCGGGGACAAUAUAUCACCUUUGUGCUCAAACCUGAGAUAACACCUGCAGAUGUGGCUCUAUGCCCCGUGCAUGUACGGGUCCCACGGGGGUACAAUAACAUGCCUGAUAAAAAUGAAAAAGUAGGACGACUGUGGCUCGAAAACAGGCAUGCAGGAAUUACGGGCAAUUCUGUCGCUUUCCCUAUCGAGACCCAGGAUCAAUUGGGCAAAAACUUUGUCGACUUCAUUUUCACCAACAUUGCUAUCUCGGGGCCGCCCGGCCGAUAUAGAUUCUUCUUCCAGGUCAUGGUAAAAGACGAAACAGCUCCUGCGAGGUGGACAAUGUGGGCGAGAAUGACAUCCUCGGGAAUUGAAGUGAACAGGUACAUCUACUUUGGGGGCUUUGUCGAUAAUAUCGAUCAUCAAACACUCAAUUUGUCGUGUCUUCAUUGGGUUGUCCGCCAGUACUUUCCUGAUAGCAGCAGAAUAUAUGCACUACCAUCCAUUCUCCUCUCGCUCUGCCCGGCAUUCCAACAGUGUGUGCCCGAGCCGCCACAAGAUGUCCUGAUCCGUGAUAGUGUGUACAUGGGGCACCGGUGCGAUCACUCGAGCAAGCCGCUCCAAGCAAGCGAGUUGGCCUGGUUGGCAAGUACGAAAGGCCUUCCUCCAGCUGCAGCUGACCUCGUGACUUUGUCCAACCGGAGACCACACCAAAACAUCCCGGAGGUGAGGCAGAGAGCCCCCGUCUUGAUGCCUCGCCCGGGAAAAGCCCUGGGCUACGACCGUGUCCUCGAGAAGGUUCAGAUCAGUACUGUUGCUUUUUCACCAGAGUGUGGCAACCGUCCAUAUGCAUUCAAUAUCCAGGCCGCGCCGCAGCCAGCCGGCUGGCCGAGAGGCCUUCGCCGUCAUUGGCGGUUGAAGCGGCAAUUACCUCGGGCCAUGACCGGGGACGAGGGGAGCAAACAAGUCUCCAGGCCCGGCCAGGCAGGCCAGGUCAGGGGCCUUGUCGCAACUGGCAGUCGUAUUUUACGGCCCGUUCAAAAACGGCCCAGCCGCCCCAUAUGGUGGAGCGGGAACGCGUGUGAUAGGGCCAAGCCCGGCGGGGCGGCAGAUGGCUCCGAGACCUCUUAG